UGCCACCAUCCUGGGCGCGCGCGCGGUCAUGUGACUGGGCUAAGAUGGCGUCGCCCGGUUCCCGGUGGCUCCUGGCUGUGAGUCUUCUGCCCUGGUGUUGUGCCGCCUGGUCGCUGGGACAUCUGAAUCCGCCUUCGCCGCCACCGCUGGUGAUCUGGCAUGGGAUGGGAGACAGCUGUUGUAACCCCAUAAGCAUGGGUGCCAUUAAAAAGAUGGUUGAACAGGAAAUACCUGGAAUUUACGUCCUGUCUCUAGAGAUUGGAAAGAACAUGAUGGAGGAUGUGGAGAACAGCUUCUUCUUGAAUGUCAAUUCCCAAGUAACGAUAGUGUGUCAGAUUCUGGAAAAGGAUCCUAAAUUGCAGCAGGGGUACAACGCUAUUGGCUUUUCCCAGGGAGGCCAGUUUCUGAGGGCAGUGGCCCAGAGAUGCCCGUCACCUCCCAUGAUCAACCUGAUCUCAGUUGGGGGACAACAUCAAGGAGUCUUCGGCCUCCCUCGAUGCCCAGGAGAGAGCUCGCACAUCUGUGACUUCAUCAGGAAAACAAUCAAUGCUGGCGCUUACUCCAAAGUUGUUCAAGAACGCCUGGUGCAGGCGCAGUACUGGCAUGACCCCAUCAAGGAGGAUGUGUACCGCAACCACAGCAUCUUCCUGGCAGACAUAAAUCAAGAGAGGUGUGUCAAUGAGUCCUACAAGAAGAACCUGAUGGCCCUCAACAAGUUUGUGAUGGUGAAAUUCUUUAACGAUUCCAUUGUGGACCCAGUAGACUCUGAGUGGUUUGGAUUUUACAGAAGUGGCCAAGCUAAGGAAACCAUUCCCCUCCAGGAAAGCACUCUAUACACAGAGGACCGCCUGGGGCUAAAGCAAAUGGACAAAGCAGGAAAGCUAGUGUUUCUGGCUAAGGAAGGGGACCAUCUUCAACUGUCUAAAGAAUGGUUUAAUGCCCACAUCAUCCCUUUUCUUAAGUGAAGCCCUUGCACUUUGCAGCAGAGCUCAGGAAACUCCAGCUCUUCCAAAGCGUGUAAACAGCUCUCCAUGCCCAACCCUGAACUCUAAUCAACUUGCAAGCAGUUCUUUCUCUCCUGUUAUCUAACAUGCCCUACUUGGAAAGAUCUAAGAUCUGAAUCUUAUCCUUUGCCGCCUCCUAUUACCAUAUGGUGUUGAGUUCAAAUUUAAUUAGCUAAUAACCAUGGAGAUUGUUUUACGACCUUGUGAUAUGGUCAAGCUUCCCCUUGAGAAAGGAGUCUGCUGUUGUGGUACAAUGAUUGUGCCCGGAGGAUACAAGAAAACGAAGCAGGGAGACAGGCACUGAUGGCAAAACCCCACAAAUUUGGAGCAAAUAAAAGCCUGCUGGUACCCAGUCCUGAGGCGCUCACACAAGCACUUUCUCAGCACUGCUGCUGUGAGCAGUGCUCGGACAGCAUCACCUGCCUGAUGUUUCUGCAUCAUUUCCUAAGGCUGGUUUCCUAUUAAGUGUUGCCUUCUGGUGGCACCUACAGUCACUCCACAGGCCCACUGUCAUGCCCCCAUUAGAAUUCACCUUAUAUCCUAAGUAAUAAAAUCAGUCACCAAAGUAGUGAACAGCCAGCAGGGUUGCUUAGAGAAGAAAUGCACUUUUUUGGGGGGGAGGGGGGACAAGGUCUCACUUUAUAGCCCUAGCUGGCUGGAACUCACUAUGUAGAGCAGACUGACCUUGAACUCACAGAGAUGCCCCGCCUUCUGAGUGCUGGGAUUAAAGGCAUGUGCCACACCUAUAGCAGUGUGUGUUUUACAUACUCUGACAUAGUGGGGCAGUAGGGUAGAAGCAAGCACCAGAUGCUGACCGUUCCUGUCACUCUACUGUCACUUACACCAUUGCAGAUGGAACGGUGUGAAAAGAUGGAACUUUUAAACACACUUCCACCCCAAAUCCUACUUACCAGCACACUCCAAGCUGCUGCUGAUUUAAUUCAAGACAGUGAUUGCAGAGUACAGACUUCCUUUUCCCUCUGGAGAGCAGGCCACACUAUGACUGCCGACUCUGAUGGUUGAAACACCGGCCCACCACUUCCUGUGCUGUUUGAGCCUGGACCCUCUAGCACCCACGCUGCGACAGCAGCGCUUUCUGAAUGAUUCCCGUCUAGUCUGGAGAAAUGACUGUGUUCAUGCAGGCACCCUGUUCGUGCUUCAGAAUCCACCCCUUGCCAGUUUUCCCUUUUCUCAAAUCUACUCUUCAAAUAAAAAGAUGAGGGUUAAGGGCAGGAAGUAGGAGGAUGUGAAAAUAACUUUACAUGGCUGUCUAAAAUAAAGAGUAGUUUCUUA
Phodopus roborovskii (desert hamster) is the source of this 2297-nucleotide messenger RNA. It is a transcript of the gene Ppt1, whose product is annotated as palmitoyl-protein thioesterase 1. Gene Ontology annotation, biological process: nervous system development; receptor-mediated endocytosis; protein depalmitoylation. Gene Ontology annotation, cellular component: lysosome. Lineage: Eukaryota; Metazoa; Chordata; Mammalia; Rodentia; Cricetidae. The record is from RefSeq and is a predicted model, not a curated record. The transcript has 9 exons. Bases 45 to 965 code for a protein of 306 amino acids. Gene Ontology annotation, molecular function: palmitoyl-(protein) hydrolase activity.